Messenger RNA from Hypomesus transpacificus, 1381 nucleotides. RefSeq lists its product as uncharacterized. Lineage: Eukaryota; Metazoa; Chordata; Actinopteri; Osmeriformes; Osmeridae. The annotation marks the transcript as partial. The transcript has 3 exons. The record is from RefSeq and is a predicted model, not a curated record.
GAAAUGGCCGCUCAUCCGUCAACCCGGGAGGGAGGGACGAGGGGGAGGCGGGAGGGGCCGUGGGAUCUGGGGAGGGGAGGAGGGGAAGGAGGAGAGGGGGGCCGGUCUUCAUCUGUCUGCGGCCGUUUCAGACAGACCCACCACCGCCUCGGCCCCCCAGCACCGGGUCCCUACCCCACAUCCACCCUGGACACCUGCUGGUCCACACCAGGCCUGGACAGAGAGAUGGACAGUGGAGUUCUAACGAUUGGAGGUCCAGACCUUUACGGAGCCUCCACAGUCACAGUGAGACCCAGCCCACCAGACCCCGCAGCAACAGCCUCAGCCUCAACCCCAGCCUCAACCCCAGCCUCAGCCUUGACCCCAGCCUCGGCCUCAACCCCAGUCCCAGGCCACAACCACGGGCUCUGCAACAGCUCGACAUGCACGGGACCCUCUCCUGUCAUCCUCCCCAGUUCCAGACCCAGACAGAGACUCGGCCCCAUGUCUUUCCCAUGGCCAGGCCCCCCUCCUCCUCUGCUCUGUCCAGACCCAGCCCCUUGCACCACAAGCUCCACCGACGGGCUGUCUACUCCUCCGGCACGGCCUGGAAGGAGGUGUCCUUGUCAGCCGAUCCCCUCCUGUCCUCAAGACUCCCAGCCCCGACCCCCAACGGUGACCCCCCCUCUCAACCACAAACACUGACCUCUGACCCCCGGAGAAGGUUCUAGACUCUCCGGAAUGGAUGCGGCGGCCAUGUGUGGAAUCUUCCGGAGGGGGCUCGCAUCUCAACGCUGACCCUUCAACAGUCCAGGGUGUCGGCGGAACCCUGGAGACCCAAGAUAUUGUUGUGGUCCUCCAAAAAAGAAGCCCGAGUCGGCCACGGUCCCUGUGUUUUGAAAUGCCCGUGCGGCUGCCCUCGCAGAUAUGGACCCCUUGUAAGACAUUUCACGGCGGGGUGUUUGCAGAGCUCUCUGUCUCGAUCAGUCCCAUGUGUCCGCGACUGUGCUCGUCUGAGUGUGAGGAAUUGAUUUGAUGCAGAGAUAAUGCAAAACGACCUGGCUUCUCAGAGAAAACAGACAUGGUCCCCCCCCCCCCCAAAGAAAAACCUGGGCUUUAGGGAACUUGGCUGGGUUUGGCUGAGUCCUCCCCUCCCCUCCCUCCCUCACACCCGCUGUGACAAUAUUGUAGACAAGCACUUGUGGAGCAGUACAACUGCAAUCCUUUCCGUCCGAGGUCCCCCCACGACAGGCAUUUUCUGGAAACUACUGAUGACCCCAAUCCUCUGCGGAUGUUUGUUUUGUGUGUCAGUGUGCCCCACAAUCCCAGUUUUCUCCAGCUCCGGGGUCAAUUGAUUCGAGCCCUGCGAGGGUAAUACAAAGCUCUGUGGACAAUUUCGUAC